Messenger RNA from Caenorhabditis auriculariae, 1217 nucleotides. NCBI's taxonomy places the organism in Eukaryota, Metazoa, Nematoda, Chromadorea, Rhabditida, Rhabditidae. The record is from the annotation of a GenBank genome assembly.
AUGGGACCUUUUACCGUAGUUCUUCUGUUGGUAGUUGCCAGCACCACUUUGGUGAGUCUAAUCGAAAAACAAAAAUUAUCACUUUUUUUACAUUUCUCAGGCUGUAGAUAUUCUUCCUACUGACAAAAACAGGUAAACUAGAAAAAUGAACAGAAGAAAUUUAUGUGUAGGGGAGGAAAAGACUGUGCUCCGUUCUCGGCCAAGGCUGCCUGUACAAACGUUUUGCAUCGCGCCGAAAGCCUUCUGGCUCAUCGAGAGUACGAAAAAUACUUUGAUCUCUUCGAGGAACAAGCCGAGUACGACGUCAAGGGGAAGAACUACAAGGGCCGAGGUAGUUUUCUCUGAUAGGCAAAGUCCAAAAAGGAAUAUUUUGAAGUUUUACUGAGAAUUUACUGACCAGAUGUGGUAUGUGCCUUUAAAAAAACCUCGGAUCCAGAAAACAUUAAAAAAAUUUUAAUAAUGGAAGUCUGGGUUUUCAGCAUCCUUGAACUCUCAUAACUCGGUUUAAAAAAACAGAAAAUAUACUUUUUUGAGAAUUAGAUCCAAAAUCCUUUAAAUAACAUAUAAGCGGGUUCGCCGCAAAUCCUUAAAGAUUUUUCUUUUGGAACUCUCUCGCCAAAUUUACCUCUCCCAAUUUUCAGCUCUACUAAAAUACUACGCCGAAAUGGUUUCAAAGCAUCCUGUCCGCCAUAUCACGGUUUUGAUAACUGUACAAUUGAAUAAUCUGAAGUGAAAAUGAUACAGUUCACGCUGAAAAACUGGGAGCAGUCGGACAAUCUUCGACAGGCCAAAUGCUUCCUGCAUCACAAUUCGACUCUUUUCUCGUUGAACUACAACGCCGACUACGUCUACUUUUUGCGCCAGGUGAAUCAUUUUCAAUACUAUCUUCUUCUUCUUCCUACGACUUUGUACCUUUGUCGGGUUCCCAAGCCGAUGAGCCGAGAUACUGUCCUAAUAUCAGUGAUAAUUAGUGGAAUGCCUCUAGUGACAUAUCCGUCCUCCCGUGUGGCGGCUGUGGUCUAUGAAGCCGUGGUUAUCCACUACCAAUAGUUCUCGAACCCCUCGGUUGAUUCGCGAUGGGGAUCGAACUUGUGACCCGGUAGACCGUAUAUAAGCACACAAUCUGUUGCGCUACGGCGUAUCAGUUUCAAUAUUUUCAUACUAAUUUUCAGGGCGAAGACUGCGCUUACCGUGUCCGACGCGUCGAGCAACACUAA